CUAUUAUGUACGUUUUUAAUAUGGUGGACGUUUGGUAUUAAAAUAUUUUGAUGAUAUAGAAUGCAACAAAAUAGUGGAUAUAUGUAUGAAGCAACUUCAAAAUAAAUUAUUUUUAGGCUAAAAGUCGACAGAAAUUCAUAUACAACAUUCAAAAUGUGUGAUGCAUGCUCUGAUUUUCUACAAUUGCUAGUUUCAUAUGAAGCUCAAUUUUGUGCGGAAAGCAGUGAACAACCUAUUUUAACAGGCAGAGAUGUGGAUACUGUUUAUGUUUAUGCUCAGACUUGGCCAGCGAGACAAUGUAUGUGCUGCUACAGAGAUCCAAAAAAUCUUGAACGCUUCAGUUAUAUUACACAAGGGCUAAUAUAUAUGGCAGCUAGUCAAUUGAAAACUUUGGCAGAAAAAUCCACAGAAGGUAAUAAACAAUCUGAAAAUAAUCAGGAAAAUAAAGAUGCUAAAACAGUUAAAAAUCCUGAGGAUGAAAAAGAAAAUCCGGAGGUUUUAGAACGUGAUAAAUUAUUAUUACUGGUUGCAAAAAUAUUUUUAUUAAAUUUUCCUUUAUAUGUAGCUUAUAAGCACACAAUUCAAGCAAAGUUGGAUGAAUUAACCCAACAAGAAAUACAAAAUUUAAAUUUAUUUUGUGAUUUACAUGAUUCUGAAAUUCCUAUUUAUUUAUUGAAAAAUGUUAGUUGGUUUUGCAAGUUGGGAGGAUUGUUGGCAAUGACUACCUGCUUCACUCAAUUAUCUCCUGAAUUAUUACCAAUAUCUACUGCACAUGCUAUGAUAUCAAUAGUUUGCAAUUUAAAACUUUGGAUGAAUUACAAAAGUAUGGUGUCAAUGUUAGUUCCAUUAAGAUCAUGUGUUCUAAGGUACAUGUGCAAACUUUCAGAUCAAGAUCUUCGCACAACAACAAUAAAAAGUAUGGCAGAUUUCAUGUGGAAUGCUAUCAAAGAUCCUCUAGACUCACAUGUAGCAUUUGACAUAGAUGGUUUAGAUCUGGCUUUUAAAUACUUCAUCUCAAGUACACUAACGAUGAGACUAGCAGGAAUAACGCAGAUAAAUAACCAAAUUGGUUUAUUGGCAGAAAUAUGUGUUGGAGAAUCUUUGCCUGAAGCUGAAGCAGCUCCAAGACAAAUGGCAGAUUGGUUAAUAAAUAAUAGUAUAAUUUCUCAUAUAUUUGGACCGAAUCUUCAUGUAGAGGUAAUUAAACAAAGUCAUAUAAUCCUAAAUUUCCUUGCGAUGGAAGGAAGGAUAACUUGUGAACAUAUGGAUGUAAUUUGGGCAGCUGCACAAUUAAAACAUUGCUCAAAACCUGUCCACGAUUUGUUGCCAGGACUUGUGAAACAUUUAGCAGCUGCACCUACUCUACAUCUAUACAGCCUCUUAACUAAACUUGAACCUAAAGAUCACACUGAACAAACAUUGUAUCUUGCAUCAGCUUUGAUAAAAGCUCUUUGGUCUAGAGGAGGUGGUGCCCCAGAAAUAGGUCUUAUCAAUGUGGCUGCUUCAAAUGCAGGUAUACCCUUACAUAAAUGUACCACAUCUUCUGAAAACAGUGUUAGUCUCGAUCCCAGUAAUUCCGAAGAAGAACAUGGGGAAAGUUCAGCACAAUCCGAGAGCCGGAAAAGUGAAAGUGAAGAUAUAGAUGGAGUAGAAAUUGAUGAAGAUGAAAAUGGCCAAAUCGUAGUUGAUAAUAGCGGUCCUCCACCUUGCAAAUUAGCUCGUAAACAGGUUAUAGAAAGAGUGCACUGUAAUGGAAGUAGUACAGAUUCAGAACUAGAUGGAAUAAGUAUAAAAUCAUCACCUGAUGCAAAAUGGUCUGGACAAGGUAAAAAUAAAACUGAAAAAAGAAUACUUCCAAGGAAAAAAAAUCAGUCAAAUAUUAACAUAUUACCGGAAGUUGACGAAAAUAUGCCAUCUAGUAGUUCUCAGGAUGAAGCUGAUACUGAGGAUUCUCCUUCAAAGUUGAGAAAAAGAAGAAAACUGCUGAGAAAAAGUAGAGCCAAAAGACAAAAAGGGAAUCACAAACGCAUCCAUAGGAUAUCUGCCAUAGACGCUCUAAACGACGUGGAGGUUGACAGUGACCAAGAAAUAAAAGAUCGUUUGAAGAUUAUUAGUCACAAUGUUCAUGUAUCUCAAAUUAAUAACCUUGAUGUAAAUGUGAAGCAAGCUGUAUAUUUAGAAGAAAGUUCUUCUUGUAGUGAAUUAGGAAAAGAGGGAGCUUGCCCAAAUUUUUUAGCAAUACAUUCAACAUCAGGACAUGUUUUGGAAAUGUUAAGUGGAGAAGAAGCAGAAGUAGAAGGUGACGGUGAAGGCAGCUAUUCUUCACGCAUGAGCAAUAAAUCCGAGAAGAACAUGGCAGAUUUUGAUGGAGAAGAUUCCGUUUGUGAAGAUGAACUUGCCAGAUUAACAGAACAUGCAGGUAUGAAUUUGCAUGUGUUCAAUCAUCCGCCAGAAAAAACUCCGGUUCGUGCAGAUUUAAGAUUAUCGGCUUGUUUUAAAGUUGAUAAUGUUUGUCAGCCUGGAAAUACGUUGCUUUGGGAUUUACUACAGGACGACAAGAUCUGUCAAUUAGGAGAAGGAUUAGCCUUAGAAGCAGAAAAGACAUUGUGUAAUUUAAUUUGUUAUACUCCUGAUAAAGAAAUAAGAAUGAAGUUUAUUGAAGGUUGCUUGAAUAAUCUUGCCAAUAACAUGUCUGUAGUUGUAUCAUUACGGAUGUUGCCAAAACUACUAACAUCGUUUCGAGGUCUUGAUAUGCAUCAUGUAACACAUUGGGCAGACAGACAACAUCACAUGAUGACACACUUUUUUAAUAAUUUGAAAGUGUAUACUCUCAAUCCCAGUAAAUCGCUGCCAAUGUACACUCAUCAAAUGCAAGUUCAAGUUAGGCUCCACUUUCUAUCUGCAGUUUUCUCACCAGUUGUGUCUCCCAAUAAUUUUAAGUUAACUAUUGAUCAAGUUGAUACCUUAUGGGAAUGUCUAGCGCGAGAUCCUGAAUGUUCAGAUGAAUUGUUUAGUUGGCUUUUAUCCCAAACCAAAACUACAGAAUUGCACGCUCUUAAAAUCGAAGCUCUACAAAGACUGUACAUCCACCACUUACCAAGUCUACCGCCGGAAAAAUUUAGUAUGAUUUGCCUUAGUUUAUUUCAACAAUUAUGUAGUUUGAAUAAUUUACUAACUAAUGAUAACGAUAACAAGAAGGAAAAUCAAAAUGUCGGAAUGGAUCACAUGUGGAAAAUAGCUUUAAAGGCUUCUAAUACAGAAGUAAGCAUGGCGGCAAUACAGUACAUAAAUAGUUACUACAUGGGGUAUAAUUUACAACAUGAAGGUCAAUUUGUCUGGCAGUGUAUGACACAUCUAAAGGCAGCUUCUGAAGAUGUGACAGCUAGCAGUACUGGUGCAGAAGAAGCUUCUUUACUCUGUAUUCAACGAGCUUUGCUAUUAAUGAAAACGCACAUUGAAACUUUUCGAAGAAGGUAUGCUUUUCAUUUAAGAAAAUGGGCACUUGAAGGUAAGGGUAUAGGUAGUCAUUCAGCUUCAUUAGGAGAUCGUCCCAGCACUCCUAUCAGGUUAGUUGUACAAUCAGGGAGCUCUUCCGAAAGAUGUUUGUUGGAUUUAUUUAAUAGCGACUAUAUAGCCGAACUCAGAGCGGAAGUUGUCAAAUGGUGUGAGGGAAUUCAACAAAUGAAAGGAGAUUCUGCUGAAAGUAAAACUAAACCCGGUGAAACAUGGAUAAGAAUAAUAACACAAGGCCAAGAAGUGACGAUAGACUGUGAUGAAAAAACCUUAGCUGAAAUGGGCUUUAAAGAUAAUCAGAUUGUCUACAUUUCGGUGGGGAUGUCGAGAAAUAUGAAAAAACGAGAAUUUAUGGAUGCUCCUUCUUUACAUCCACCUCCUCCUAGAGAAUGUUUGCCUACACUACUAUUAUUGCAGCCAAAUUACUUUGAGCAAUUAUUUUCUUUAAUGCACACAUUAAGUUCAAUGAAAAUUCAAAUUAAAGGAGGGCGUCAUCUACCGCAUACAAAGGCACAAGUUCUUAGUAGAAGAGUAUGGGACAUCCUAAGUUUACUUCCGACUAGUCCUAAACUAUUACGUGGUUUUAAGUAUUUGGACAUACCCUUGUCUGAAUUAUUAGACCCGUCUAGUGCACAAAAACUUAUGUAUUCUUUAUAUAUUGUGGAAUCAUUAAGUGCAAAAAUGUAUCAAGGAAAAUAUACGGAUGAAGGUGAUGGAGAUGAGGAAUCGUGGACCAGAAAGUUUGUCAAACAUGGUGGCUUAAGCCAUUUGUUUGAUAUUUUCAUGUCUGGUAUUCUUCAAAGGGACGGAUCUGAUUGUUCAGACUGGCAACAAGAUUGUCUCGCCUCACUACUUAAAAUUCUUUGUCAUUUGGGAGUUGAAUCUACAUCUCAAGAUACAGUAAAAUCUCGCAAUGAAAAAAUAAUAAUCCCCAACUUGAACGAUUGUUUUUUGGCGUUAAUAGACACUAAAUCUAUGCUGGCACAAAUAACGAGUAUUUUAGAAGAAGCGUCAAGACCUAAAGACGUUAAUCACUAUAAAACAGGAUUUUGGGGAAGAGCUCAAGUGGUUCACUAUGCGAUGGUUUUGUUAGUAUCUUGGUUACAUUGCUGCGAAGAGGCUCGGGUGGAGUUGUUUCAAUCUAGUAAUUUUUCAGAUUGGUUGCAAAGACUGGUAUUGGAAGAUCCAGAACCAGCUGUAAGACGAGAAGUUUGCUCAGCAAUUUAUAGAUUGUGUCUAGGAGUUUCUUCUAGUCGUGAACCUAUUGAAAAUAGUCUUAUAGCUCCAAUGUUAUCACAAUUAUUACUAUAUUUGGAGACUGCCGAAAGUAUGAGACCUCAAAAGAUGGAGGCUUUACAAGCUCCUGAAGAAGGAAAAGAACCAUACGGACCCGCUUGUCGUGAUUAUUUCUGGCUAGUAUCUCGUCUAGUUGAUAGUUUACCAGAUGAAUUGGUGAAAGAAAGUCUUGAUGAUCCUCAAAAUUGUGUAAUAGACAUAAACGAAUUAACACAAAAGAUCGCAAGAUCAAUUUUAUCUAGAGAUUAUCUCGAAACACGACACCAAACUGUAGAUGAUGAUGGCCUGAUUGGUUUAUUAAAUUUAAUGACAAAUCUACUUAAACACAAACCGCCUUUUCAAUCGAGCAAAUUGGGUCAAGAAUUGUUAUGUGAGGUGUUUGAUUUUCUUUUUGCCUUACCGAACCCAAAACUACGACAUGUUCCUAAAUGCAAAUCUCCCAGAUCCAGAACAUCUGCCUUCGAUUUAUUGGUAGAAUUAGUAAAAGGCUCUCCAGAAACAUUCGCCAUACUACAUGAAAAAUUGUUGAAACAGCACCAACCAGGACCGAAUUCACCUUAUCCUUGGGAUUAUUGGCCUCACGAAGACGGUAGAUCAGAGUGUGGCUAUGUCGGUUUAACAAAUUUGGGAGCAACAUGUUAUAUGGCUUCUUGUAUGCAACAUCUCUAUAUGAUGCCUCAAACCAGAGCUUCCAUCUUAGCUGCCAAUACUGAACAAGCAAAACAUGAACCUACUCUUAAGGAACUUCAAAGAAUGUUUGCUUAUUUACUAGAGAGUGAAAGGAAAGCUUAUAAUCCGAGAAGUUUCUGCAAAGUGUAUUCUAUGGAUCACCAACCACUGAAUACGGCCGAACAAAAAGAUAUGGCUGAAUUUUUCAUAGAUUUGGUUAGUAAAUUAGAAGAGAUGACUCCUGCCUUAAAAGAAGUUAUUAAAAAUUUAUUUUGCGGUACUCUAAGCAAUAAUGUAGUUUCUUUAGACUGUGAUCACGUGAGUAGGACAUUAGAAGAAUUUUACACAGUUAGAUGUCAAGUAGCCGACAUGCGAAAUCUCUACGAAUCUUUAGACGAAGUAACCGUGAAAGAUACACUCGAAGGUGAUAACAUGUAUACUUGUUCUCAAUGUGGAAAGAAAGUGAGAGCGGAAAAACGAGCAUGUUUUAAAAAGUUACCACACAUUUUAUGUUUCAAUACUAUGCGAUACACUUUUAAUAUGUUGACGAUGCUCAAAGAAAAGGUUAAUACACACUUUUCCUUCCCAUUGAGACUGAACAUGGCGGGGUAUGUAGAAAAACAGUUAAUGACUCAACAUUACCAAGAGGAUAAACAGAAAAAUACUGAUAAUGAGAACACCGAAAAUGAACAGUAUGAAUACGAUCUUAUAGGGGUAACAGUUCAUACAGGUACAGCCGAUGGUGGUCAUUACUAUAGUUUUAUUAAAGAUCGUACUGCCGGUUCAAGAGACAAAUGGUUUCUUUUCAAUGAUGCUGAAGUUAAACCAUUUGAUCCUAAUCAAAUAGCAGCUGAAUGCUUCGGAGGAGAAAUGACUAGUAAGACAUACGAUAGUGUCACAGAUAAAUUUAUGGAUUUUAGUUUUGAAAAGACUAAUAGUGCUUACAUGUUAUUUUAUGAAAGGUGUCCUAUUGCUGAACCUAAUAAUCAAAGGAGUCCUUCAACGACAGGUGAUAGCUGCGAAAACAUUGCAAGUUCCCCCACUCCGACCAUGACCAUUGAACUCAGUAAAGAAUUAGAAGAUUGGAUCUGGCAGGAUAACAUGCAUUUUAUUCAAGAUAAAAAUAUUUUCGAACAUACGUACUUUAAUUUCAUGUGGCAAAUAUGCGGUUAUAUUCCUCAAACUAUUUUACCAAUAGAACCGAAUAUCACUCAAAAAGCUGCUCAGCUCUCUACAACAUUUUUCAUAGAAACAUUUAUUCAUGCCAAGGAAAAACCGACGAUGGUACAAUGGGUAGAACUAGUCACAAAACAAUUUAACGCUUGUCAAGAAGCGUGCAUAUGGUUCCUAGAUCAUAUGGCACAGGACACUUGGUGGCCUAUACAGGUAUUGCUAAAAUGUCCAAAUCAGAUGGUGAGGCAGAUGUUCCAACGGCUUUGCAUUCAUGUAAUACAACGACUAAAACAAUCACAUUCGAAAUUGUACCUUCAAUUGGAAGAUGGAAAAGAGUGGACUAAAGAGGAGAAUGGAAAUGUAGAUCCUGCCAAAAUUGGAAACGCUUCAUGUGUUACUAGGUUUAUCAAAACGUUAUUAUCCUUAAUGGAACAUGGCGCCAAAGCUCAUUUGAAACAUCUCACUGAAUAUUUUGGAUUCCUUUAUGAGUUUAGUAAAAUGGGAGAGGAAGAAUCAAAAUUUUUGUUAGCAGUAGGUGCUAUCCAUUCCAUGAUACAUUUUUAUUUGGGUCAAAAAUCAAACGAUUUUGUAGAUGUUAGUGAAGGUGAAGAAGAAGAAGAAGUAGUUUCUAUGCCAACGGACAAAUAUAAACCUGCCUCUCUAGAUAAAAUGAUUACGCUAAUAGCGUCACUGGUUGAAAAAAGUCGAGAUUCCAGCGGAAAACUUCAACUUAGCGAAAAAGACUAUGCAGCUAUAGCUGGUGGCAAAGGUUUUACAUUUUUUUAUCAACAGAUUAAGGACAACAUCAAUUUACAACAGACUAGAAACUUAAUUCAUUCAAUUUGUAGAGGGAAUAAUCAAUUGGCGCAGUUAAUCAUCUGUAUGAUAUCACAGGCUAUAUCGAGAAACUCUGAGGGAUGUCAACCAUUUUUCAAAAUUCUCACACUUCUCACCGAAACAAGUGCUCAGAAUUCAUCCCAACAACCAUGUUUUACACAAUUAGUUCUUCAGAAAGUUUGGGAUGCCGCUGAAUGCUGUCCAUAUUUAGCACUAGAUUGGCUUGCUCUACAAGUUACAAGGAAUCGUUUAGUUCACUCUUGGGUACUUGGCUCAAUGGAUUCUUGGCUAGAACAUUUUUUAAUUGCUCAUAAUAAUCAGAGAGUGCGGAACACUGCAGGCUACCUAUUGGUAUCAUUGGUUCCGAGUACCCCUUUUAGACAAGGUUUUAGAGCUACCCAUAGAUCAAACAGAGAGCCACAAUUAUCUCCUGAGGCCACAACAGUGUUGCAUCAAAUUUAUAUCGCUCUCUUAAGACUGUUACAAACUGCCAAACAUUAUACCGAUAUGCAGCAACAUGGGACUAUGAAAUUGACUACUUACUUUGCUUUAAUGAUGUAUUGCUGCAUUUCAAGGACUGAGAAAUUAAUGUUUGGACAGUAUUUCAUGCAGCUGUGGCAUUUGUUUCACCCAAAGUUAUCAGAACCGUCCAUACCAGCUUACCAUAAUAAACAGACUUUACUAGCAUUUUGGAAUCACGUUUGUACAGACUGUCCGGAAAAUGUUCAAUUGAUGCUCCAAAACGCGCAUGUGACUAAAAAUAUUGCAUUUAAUUACAUCUUAGCGGAUCACGAUGAUCAAGAAAUAGUGAUGUAUAAUAGAGCCAUGUUACCAGCAUACUAUGGUUUACUUAGAAUGAUGUGCCAACAAUCCAGAGCUUUUACUAGAAGUUUGGCCCAACAUCAAAAUUUACAAUGGGCGUUUAAAAACAUAACUCCUCACCCAACUCAAUAUCCACAGGCUGUAGAGGAAUUAUUUAAAUUAAUGCAACUGAUGGUAAUAAAACAUCCUGACGCUUCAGAAGCAGAACAGAGAGAAAUUUAUAGUUUUAGAAAGAAUACAUUGAUGACUUACCUACAGUGUCUUGAUGGAAGAACAAGUUGGGGUACAUUAAUUUCAGCAUUUAGGAUAUUAUUAGAAACGAAUGAUGACAAACUUUAUGUCGUUUAUAAUGGUGGUUUACAAAUUGUGUUUGAAUGUUUUCAAAAUUUGCAUUUGAUGCUACACGAAGCUACUGCAUGUCAUGUGGUAGGUGAUAUGUUGGACAUUCUUAACAUAAUGCAAGAUCUCAUGCAAUGUAUAAGAUUGUAUAGAGAUAGUAAAGAUGCUCGGGGUAUUUUACUGGCUACAAAAGACUGGUUGGAAGUUCUAAGGAAGCUGGCUACAUUAUUGAAUACCUAUAAUCCUCCAGAAAUGAGAACUUUGUGUAUAGACGUACUUAAAGAAUUUGUUGUGAUAAUGACGGCAGAAACUAUGCAAGUACUGGUACCAUUGUUGUCCCAUUGUCAUUCGGCUUUUCAAGACAGUCAGGAUGCAGUUCCAUUAGGACCGUAUUUUCCAAGAAAAGGACACUCGCUACCAUUAUUGACUGGAAAAGGAGGGGCCAGACCUUUAAGGCCUAUGGUACAAAUGACAGUACCGCAUAAUCAACUAGAAUGUAGCAGGGGCGUUGAUCCGGAUUAUGAUUUAGCAUUGGAUAAAUUCUAUAACCCUUAUCACGAUUUCAUAGAUAUGAUAUUUAGAUUAGCUGUAAAUAAUGAUUCUGUCCCUGAAGUACUGAUUAAUUUAAGCGCUAUUGUUGGUUUUGAAGCUGUACCAUUACAUUCCACAUAUUUUCCAAAAUUGUGGUUGGAUAUUUAUAAAGCUCAGAAUAUAGAUCGAAAGUAUAUAAACAUGUUAACAACAUGUAACUAUUUUGUGGACUACGUGGAUGCAGUACUGUUAGAUGAAAGACCCGCCUUGAAUGUAGAUAUUAUUUAUGAGUUUUUGACUGUAUUUUUUCCCAAAGUAUCUGCCCACGUCCUUACCGAACAAACACUAACUAUGAUAGACAACACUGUUGUAUCGCUAAGCGAGCAAGUUGGUUCUUUAAAUGUUUUAAAAAUGGCCAAACGACUUACAGGUGAUAUUAGGGCUUUAAUAUUGGUAUAUAAUAGUCCAGAAGCAGUCCCUCCACCCUUAUUACUUGCUACUCUCAAACAAGUACAGAGUAGCAUUAAAUUGGAGAUACUCAAAUUUGAAUUAGAUGAUAAAUGCGAUGAAGCGCCUAAUAAAAAUAAUUCAAAAGAAGAAGCCGAUCCGAGUUCUUCGACGAAAGAAACCGCUUCUGGCGAUUCUACUAUUAGUAAAACUAAAAGUGAUAGUGAUACAGAAACUCAAAGUACUUCUUGUGAUAAUACUAGUUCAGAAGAAACUAAAAAGGAAAUGUCUUUCGGACCCGUAGGCGACUUACGAUUAUUGAGUAAAUCAGUAAACGAACUUAUCGAAAUUGUUAAGAAGGAUGCUUAGUUCUUUUAAAAAUUUCCAUAUUACAUCGAAAUUAUUUUAUCAAAUUAAGGAUAUAUAUAGUUUUUGUUUUUUUUUUAAAUUACAUAUUUAUAUAUUGCUUUAUUUUUCUUUAUUUCUAAUUUCAAGACAUUGACUGUGAUUUUUCAGUUUGUAAAAAGUAGAGAAAUGAAAAUAUUCAACUCGAGCGUCUAUUAAAAAAAUUUCGAUGUACUAUAAGACCAAAGUGUGUUGUAAAUGUAAUUUUUUUGUUUGUUUCGGAGUUUAUAAAAUAUUAGUCUAAGAAUAAAUGUUUCAUUGUAAAUUAAAGAGCUUUAAUUUUAGUUGCAUUGCGGUAGAAUUUGGGUUUGCAUAAUUUAGGUUAAUUUGUAAAUUAUUUUUUAUCCCAAAAAUGAUGAAAUUGUAAACUUUGUUUAUUGCUUUAAAAUUAUUUUCUCGAAAAUGUAUAUGAAUAAAAAAAUAUUCUUUUUAUA
Diorhabda sublineata is the source of this 10466-nucleotide messenger RNA. RefSeq names its product ubiquitin carboxyl-terminal hydrolase 34 (gene puf). Gene Ontology annotation, cellular component: cytosol; nucleus. Lineage: Eukaryota; Metazoa; Arthropoda; Insecta; Coleoptera; Chrysomelidae. The transcript has 41 exons. The coding region runs from base 154 to 9996 and encodes 3280 amino acids. The record is from RefSeq and is a predicted model, not a curated record. Gene Ontology annotation, molecular function: cysteine-type deubiquitinase activity; cysteine-type endopeptidase activity. Gene Ontology annotation, biological process: protein deubiquitination.